GUCAGAAGCAAAAUUUGGAUGAAGUGAUCUAACUAAGUUGCCGUCAUGAGCAGAAGCAAGCGUGACAACAAUUUCUACAGUGUUGAAAUUGGAGACUCUACUUUCACUGUAUUGAAACGGUAUCAAAACUUAAAACCAAUAGGAUCAGGAGCACAAGGGAUAGUAUGUGCAGCUUAUGAUGCCAUCCUUGAACGAAAUGUUGCAAUAAAGAAGUUAAGCCGACCAUUUCAGAACCAAACCCAUGCUAAAAGAGCCUACAGAGAGCUUGUUCUUAUGAAGUGUGUUAAUCACAAAAAUAUAAUCGGCCUACUGAAUGUGUUCACACCACAAAAAUCCUUGGAAGAAUUUCAAGACGUCUACAUAGUGAUGGAGCUCAUGGAUGCAAAUCUCUGCCAAGUGAUUCAGAUGGAGCUAGACCAUGAACGAAUGUCCUAUCUUCUUUAUCAAAUGCUGUGUGGUAUCAAACAUCUUCAUUCAGCUGGAAUUAUACAUAGGGAUUUAAAGCCCAGUAAUAUAGUAGUAAAGUCAGACUGCACUUUGAAGAUUCUUGACUUUGGACUGGCCAGAACUGCAGGAACUAGUUUUAUGAUGACGCCUUAUGUAGUGACUCGUUACUACAGAGCACCAGAGGUCAUCCUAGGGAUGGGAUACAAAGAAAACGUUGACAUUUGGUCAGUUGGGUGCAUCAUGGGAGAAAUGAUCAAAGGUGGUGUUUUAUUUCCUGGUACAGAUCAUAUUGAUCAAUGGAAUAAAGUUAUAGAGCAGCUAGGAACACCAUGCCCUGAAUUUAUGAAGAAAUUACAGCCUACAGUCCGAACUUACGUGGAGAACAGACCUAAAUAUGCUGGAUAUAGUUUUGAAAAACUCUUUCCAGAUGUCCUUUUCCCAGCUGACUCUGAACACAAUAAGCUUAAAGCAAGUCAAGCAAGGGAUUUGUUAUCAAAAAUGCUGGUUAUAGAUGCUUCUAAAAGAAUCUCUGUGGAUGAAGCCCUGCAGCACCCAUACAUCAAUGUUUGGUAUGAUCCAUCAGAAGCAGAAGCUCCACCACCAAAGAUACCAGAUAAGCAAUUAGAUGAGAGGGAGCACACGAUAGAAGAAUGGAAAGAGUUGAUAUACAAGGAAGUGAUGGACCUGGAGGAGAGAACCAAGAAUGGGGUUAUACGUGGACAACCAGCCCCUUUAGCACAGGUGCAGCAAUGAUCAAUGGCUCUCAACAUCCAUCUUCAUCGUCAUCUGUCAAUGAUGUGUCUUCAAUGUCAACAGAUCCAACAUUGGCCUCUGAUACAGACAGCAGUCUAGAAACCUCAGCUGGACCUCUGGGUUGCUGUAGAUGACUACUUGGUCUUUUGGGGGGUGGGAGGGGGGUCCUUUUAGUCAUUAAUAGGGCACCUUUAAAAUUUGGUGGUAUUUUUGAGUGUUUUUUCAAAAAUAAUCGUAGAAUUCAUCAUAAAGUGCUGUAAUUUUAAACUGUAAGUUGUGUUAAAAGCAGCCACUUUUUUUGCUGUAAUUAACUGUAAAAUAUUAAACCUUGUAAUUUUUAUUGUGGUUUUAAAAUCUGCAUAUUUGCUUUACUAUUAUGCUGCUGAUCUUUUUUUACUGAAUUUGUAAGAUUUGCUUUAUCAAAGCACAUAUUAAUGUUGUGGUCAUUACCAUAUGAUGAAUUAUUUAAGAUUUUAUAGGUUUUCAAUUUUUUAAUUAGAAUUUAUUCCAGAUGUUUUGUUCAUGAUAUCCUUCAAAGUUUUAUGCUUGGUCAUAUGUCCAUGUCCUGGUGGAGGGGGAGAGAAUUCAGUGCAGCCAGCUGUAGUUUUAGGCAUACUACUGUGGUGCUGGCAGUGAACAAAAUCCUCUUUUAUUUUGGCCAUUUGCCUAUAAUACUUCAGCAAAAGCAACAAUUGGUGAUUUUUGGUUUUAGAGAAACAGUGUACAAUCCUUUGCAAAGUAACCUCAUCUGAAUGGUUUUAUGAACUUAAGGGAGCAAAGCAUAUCUUCAAAGCUGCAGAAAUAUCUAGCCUAACAAAGUAAAGCGAUGUUUUCUGCAGAGUUGUGGCAUGCCAAAUCUUGUGAUCACCAUAAAACACGAGGAUACUUCAUGAAUAAUACAUUGCAAUGCAAAUAAACUGUUUACUUCUA
Molecule: messenger RNA, 2130 nt
Organism: Nipponia nippon (crested ibis)
Lineage: Eukaryota; Metazoa; Chordata; Aves; Pelecaniformes; Threskiornithidae
Source: RefSeq, a predicted model, not a curated record